CGUGGCAGCUGCAGAUAAAGGCAGGACUUGGGCUUGGCAGCCCCACUCUCUCCCGGAACCUCCACACAACCUGGGGAGCCACACAGGCCAGCGAUCCAACAUGCAAGAGGUGGUCCUGAGCCUGCUCGUCUUCCUGGCAAGCCUGCCUGCCCUGGAUGCCAAUGACCCAGAAGAUAAAAACAGUCCCUUCUACUAUGACUGGCACAGCCUCCGGGUCGGGGGGCUUAUCUGUGCAGCAGUUCUCUGCACCUUCGGCAUCAUCGUCCUCAUGAGUAAGUGGAGGGGCUGGCGGGGGCAUGCGCAGGGCAGGGCUGUGGGUUCCUUCCUCCAACCAUCCCCCUUCCCCUGGACAGGUGGGAAAUGCAAAUGCAAGUUCGGCCAGAAGCCCAGCCACCGGCCAGGGGAUUCGCCACCUCUCAUCACUCCAGGCUCUGCCCAUAACUGCUGAGGACAGAUCAGGCGGAAGGGCACAGAGGGCCUCUCUCUUUCUCCAAGCCCUGUCUCUGCAAAGGACCCUGGACUCCAAGAUGGAAUUCCCCCUCCUCUCCUCAGCCUGCCUUGCCAGGGCUUUGCCACGGCUCUCACGGGAGGCAUCUUUUUGUUCCACUUUCAAUCUAAAAUGAUCUUGCCUCCUA
Messenger RNA from Manis pentadactyla (Chinese pangolin), 635 nucleotides. It is a transcript of the gene FXYD3, whose product is annotated as FXYD domain containing ion transport regulator 3. The coding region runs from base 101 to 448 and encodes 115 amino acids. The record is from RefSeq and is a predicted model, not a curated record. NCBI's taxonomy places the organism in Eukaryota, Metazoa, Chordata, Mammalia, Pholidota, Manidae. The transcript has 7 exons. Gene Ontology annotation, molecular function: sodium channel regulator activity. Gene Ontology annotation, cellular component: membrane. Gene Ontology annotation, biological process: regulation of sodium ion transmembrane transporter activity.